Messenger RNA from Sinocyclocheilus rhinocerous, 947 nucleotides. RefSeq names its product GLIPR1-like protein 1. The record is from RefSeq and is a predicted model, not a curated record. The transcript has 5 exons. The coding region runs from base 162 to 947 and encodes 261 amino acids. Lineage: Eukaryota; Metazoa; Chordata; Actinopteri; Cypriniformes; Cyprinidae.
AGAGCGACAGACAGAGAGAGAGGGAGAGAGAGAGAGAGAGAGUGGGCAAAUCCACGGCACCAUGACGCACAGGUCAGCGAGUCUCCUGCAGUGAUGCUCCAUUGACUCAUUUAUCCAGAGCGAAGCAGCGCGGCUCAGGACAGUCUCCUGCCAUCAGUGCCAUGGACUCUCUCGGCGGUCUUCUCUUACGGAUAUCGGUGCUUCUGUACGGCUCCUGCGGCGUUCUGUCUCUCUUACCGGAAAUAACGGAACCCGAGUUCAUCCGCAGGUGUGUGCUGGCGCAUAACGCGCAGCGCUCGCGCACCGCUCCACCUGCGGCCAGCGCGCGCUCAAUGUCCUGGGACAAUGAAUUGGCCAAGGGUGCCAGAAACCGAGCAAGACACUGCAAGGCCUCUCAUCACCCUGGGCUGGCACAUUUCGGGCACCCGCUGUUCGGGUGGAUGGGCGAGAACAUCUGGCUGGGGGCUCCGUUUUCAGCCUUCUCACUGGAGAACGCCAUACACGGAUGGAGCAAAGGAGCUUACUCACUCAAAAAUAACAACUGCUCACGCAUGUGUGGCCACUACGCACAGUUAAUGUGGUCUACAAGCUUCAAGAUGGGCUGUGCUGUAAAUGUGUGCACUAGAGGAAUCGAAAACUUCUCCACUCACCCAGAAUCCACUAUUUUUGUGUGCAACUAUGGCGAUACGGGACACGUUCAUGGUGUUACUCCAUAUAUAGCAGGUGUGGCCUGCAGCGGUUGUGGGUCAGAGAUCUGCCGAGACAACGUCUGUAGUAAGAGCUUUCACAAUAAAACAUCACAUGGAGAUCCAGUGGUCAUCACACAUCUCGGGCGAGUUCGUGGCCGUAUUCUGGAUAAAGCUCAUGUGUUUUAUGGGAUUCCGUAUGCAGACUCUCCUGUCUGUGGGGGACAAACGCUGGGCUCCUCCUUCACCCGUGUCACCUAG